Anoplopoma fimbria (sablefish) is the source of this 1857-nucleotide messenger RNA. Its product is annotated as ubiquitin-conjugating enzyme E2 J1-like. The record is from RefSeq and is a predicted model, not a curated record. Lineage: Eukaryota; Metazoa; Chordata; Actinopteri; Perciformes; Anoplopomatidae.
GACGUCAGAGGGAUAACACUUAGCAGAAGCGAAACAGCGGCUAACUCUGGAGAAACAACAGUUCGAUUCCCUUGAGACGGAUCGAUAUUAACACAUUCUGCUCACCCUACUUAACGGGAACACCGGGGAGAGUGCACGAUCUCCGGUUUCAGCUGUCACACUCGUGUUUGAGGAAGAUAGCCGGGGUUGUGCUAACUGUGGCUAACGAGCUAGCAACACCUUCAUCUGGGGAGGAAAAGAGCUUCAACACCUGUUAGUAUGGAGAAUAAAUACAACCUCAAGAGUCCAGCGGUGAAGAGGCUGAUGAAAGAGGCUGCUGAGCUGAGGGAUCCCACAGAGCACUACCACGCCCAGCCACUGGAAGAUAACCUCUUUGAAUGGCACUUCUCCGUUCGUGGGCCCCCCGACUCUGAUUUCGACGGUGGCGUUUACCACGGCAGGAUCGUGCUUCCACCAGAGUACCCCAUGAAGCCCCCCAGCAUCAUCCUCCUCACGCCGAAUGGAAGAUUCGAAGUUGGCAAGAAAAUUUGUCUGAGCAUCUCUGGACACCAUCCAGAGACCUGGCAGCCAUCUUGGAGCAUCCGAACCGCCCUGAUAGCGAUAAUCGGAUUCAUGCCAACGAAAGGAGAGGGAGCGAUAGGAUCUCUUGAUUAUACUCCAGAGGAGAGGAGGGCUCUUGCCAAAAAGUCCCAGGACUUCUGCUGUGAGGGGUGCGGCUGCUCCAUGCACUCGGCCCUCCUGGCUCUGACCCCCAACAGUAACCUCAGCGCAGAGGACCACAAGGCCCAAGAACUGGCCCAGCAAAUCAACUUCAAGGAAGAGUCCAGUUUAUCCAGACAGGCGAGCGAGAGCGGAGGUGCAGAAAGUGAACCUCCCACACUCAGCGAGGGAGACGCCUCCACGUCUGCAGGCCAGGAGGAGUCUGAAGGUCCUGAGCAGGUGGAGGCGUCUCCUCCGUCCACAGGAGUGGAGGGGCCCGCCCCCGCGGCCCCCGGUCGCCCCCUCAGCCCCCGCCAGCGCCGCGCCCAGCAGCACCGCCAGCAGGUCCAGAGCCGUCCGGUCUCCGCCGCGGCUGCUCGCCAGCCUCAGGGCGACAGCCACGCCGGCUCGGUGGUCCUCAUCGUGCUGCUCACUCUGGCCCUCGCCGCCCUCAUCUUCCGCCGGGUCUACCUGGCCAACGAGUACAAGUUUGACUACGAGCUGUGACAGGCUCCUCCCACUUCCUCCUCCUCACCCUCCUCACCCUCUAGUCAACCUCCCAGAACAGAACUAUGGCCAGCCGAAGUGGAACCAGAGCCGAGACGAUGGCCGACACUGACUUUCUCCGCCGAGGGGGAAACUUCCAUUCCACCUCACCACAACACCUCCGGGGUGUCUUUUUAAUCAAUGUGAAUUUUACUCCAGAGUUUCAUGCAUUUUUUUUUUUUUUUAACCGGGAAGCACACAAACACACACACACACACACACACACACACACACACACACACACACACACACAUAUAUAUACACACACACACACUCACACACACACUCUACAUGUAACCCCUCCAUGUAGUUGUUCCGUCGUCGGCUCCCAUUAUUUAAUUAAAACUGUAACAUUAUAUGUCAACAAGAUUAUGGGGGAUUUAAAUGAAAGUAAUGGUUUAAUCAUGGAGGCGUUUUCACAGACUGUACGUGCUAUAAUGACUUCUUCUUUACGCGCUUUGACUUUCUGUUUGGUCGGAUCAGUGACACCAGACGGGGCUCUAUUUUAGCGGUGCAACCAGACGUUUUGGUUCAUAUUGGUGUCGUUGGUAUGAAUAUAAAGUCUGAAUUCUUCUGCAUCUCCAGGGUUCAACAUACAUGUUUUUUUUUUUU